This is a messenger RNA of Myripristis murdjan (pinecone soldierfish), 3055 nucleotides long. It is a transcript of the gene serinc3, whose product is annotated as serine incorporator 3. Lineage: Eukaryota; Metazoa; Chordata; Actinopteri; Holocentriformes; Holocentridae. The coding region runs from base 258 to 1703 and encodes 481 amino acids. The transcript is spliced from 10 exons. Gene Ontology annotation, cellular component: membrane. The record is from RefSeq and is a predicted model, not a curated record.
CGCACUGGAGAAAAAAUCAUCCGCCAAGGCGAGAUUGAGCUUGACGAAGGAAGUGCACCGUAGUUCACCACAGCCGUUUUUACCUUAGCAACUGUUAAUUGUGUCAUCUAUAUUCUGUUUAGCUAGUUGAAACGAAAGUUAAAGUGUUUUAUUUACUCGUUUUGACGGUUGGGAUCCAACCUGGAGGGGCCGAGAAGUAACGGUUGGAAGGAAACGGAUUUAGAGAUUGCCCGCUCCUGUGCCGAAAUUGGACGGUCAUGGGAGCCGUUCUGGGGGCCUUUUCUUUCGCAAGCUGGGUGCCAUGCCUGUGCAGCAGCGCCACCUGUCUGGUGUGCAAAUGCUGUCCGAACAGCAGGAACUCCACAGUGACCCGAAUCAUCUACGCCUUCAUCCUGCUGCUGGGGACCAUCAUCGCCUGCAUCAUGCUGUCGCCCGGCGUGGAUCAGCAGCUCAAGAGGAUCCCGGGCUUCUGCGAAGACGGCGCCAGCUCCACUGUCCCCGGUCUGCGGGUUGAUGUCAACUGUGAGAUUUUUGUGGGCUACAAGGCCGUGUACCGGGUGUGUUUCGGCAUGAGCAUGUGCUUCCUGGCGUUUGCCAUCACAAUGAUCAACGUCAAGAACACCAGAGAUCCCCGCGCUGCCAUCCAUAAUGGGUUUUGGUUCUUCAAGAUUGCUGCCAUGGUGGCUGUUACAGUCGGUGCCUUUUACAUUCCUGAGGGGCCUUUCACUCGCACGUGGUUCAUAGUGGGCACGUCUGGAGCUUUCUUCUUCAUCCUGAUCCAGCUGGUGCUGCUGGUCGACUUCGCCCACUCCUGGAAUGAGUCCUGGGUGGACCGCAUGGAGACUGAAAAUGCCAGGGGCUGGUAUGCAGCGUUGCUGGGAGUGACAAUCUUCAACUACAUCAUGUCGUUUAUUGCUGUCGUUCUGUUCUUCGUCUUCUACACCAAGCCUGAAGGUUGCCUCAUCAACAAGUUCUUCAUCAGCUUCAACAUGCUGCUCUGCGUCGUUGCCUCUGCGAUCUCUGUUCUGCCCAAAGUCCAGGAAUCUCAGCCACGAUCCGGUCUGCUGCAGUCCUCUGUCAUCACCUUGUAUACCGUGUACCUGACCUGGUCUGCCAUGACCAAUGAACCUGACCGGGUAUGUAACCCCAGCCUGCUCAGCAUCUUCCAGCAGAUCGCCGCUCCCACGCUGGCCCCUCUAGAGGUGGAGAACCAGACAGCCGUGGUGAUCAUCGGCACCGAGGAGCCCGUCCUCACCUCACCUUACCUGCAGUGGUGGGACGCCCAGAGCAUUGUGGGACUAGCAAUAUUUGUCCUGUGCAUCCUCUACUCCAGUAUUCGCUCGUCCAACACUAGCCAGGUGAACAAGCUGACCAUGGCCUCCAAAGACUCGGCCAUCCUGGCUGAGAGCAGCUGCAGCAGCACAGAUUUAUCGGAGGAGGAGGGCAGGCCGAGACGCGUGGAGGACAACGAGAGGGACAUGGUGCAGUACAGCUACUCCUUCUUCCACUUCAUGCUGUUCCUGGCCUCGCUCUACAUCAUGAUGACCCUCACCAACUGGUACAGCCCGGAUGCAGACUACAGCUCCAUGACCAGUAAGUGGCCGGCGGUGUGGGUGAAGAUCACCUCCAGCUGGGUGUGUUUGGGUCUGUACGUGUGGACCCUGCUGGCCCCCAUGAUCCUCACCAACCGAGACUUCAGCUGAGACCUCACCUCACUUAGUCCUGCACGCACCUGCUGUUUUCUACUUAGAUUAGUUACAAACCUCGACCACAUUGCCUACAUUUUCCUGUCGAAACAGACUGAAAUUUUAUGAACGUAGAUGGAGAGUUUGAUUACGCCGUUUCUGGUUUUCUGUUAGUUCAAAACUUGGGUCUACUACGGACGUGCCAUGUAGGCUGCUGUAAGCGUUUACUUUAAUCACAUGAAAGUAGCAACUGCCCAGUAGUUAUUGGACAAUCGCCAGUUUGUUUUGGAAGCACAAAACAAAGAUAAACAUUCCUUUUGUAUAAUACUUGUGUAAAUUGUUAAUUUUGAGUUCAUCACAAAGUCCAAAGUCUAAUAACUUUAUUACAUGCUCUUGACAAGCUUAAGUCAUUUCCUUUUUUUUCUCUUUCACCAGUAAUAGCACUGGACUUAUUUUAUUCAAAUUUAAUGUAAAAGAAAAAAAGAAAAUCUUAUGUCAGUUAGUGAAUUAAUGUCUUAAAUACAGCUUUAUUUUUUAGUAUGAAUUCAUUAUAAAUAUUUCCUGCUUCAUAGUUGCACAAGCAAACGUUGCACACAAGCCACUGAUGUUUUGUCAGGUGAGGUUAAACGCAUUUUGUUUAUCAAUGCUAGUAUUACAAGAAAUUGAUGGAGCAUUUAUAUUGCAAGUCAGCUUGUGUAUUUACUCCAUAAAAAUAGUACGCUGAUAUAUUUUGCUGCUACUUUAAAUGCCUUAUAUGUCUGUAAAUCUUUGGUAUAUUUGAACAUACUGAAUUCAAAGUAAUUGUAAGUACAUGAUUGUAGUAAAUCAGUGAUAUUUCUGACAUAUGAUUCACAGUCAACUUAAGUUUCUGCCAAAUAUUUGUAUACCCAGGAUAUUCUGUUUAUUUGUGAUAUGUGAUUGUUAUUUGAGGCUAUAAAAUAAAUCCAUAUAUGGCGAAUGAGCUGAAAAGCGUGCUAGCUGCAAUCAAAAAUAUGCACUAAGAUAUUUUGUUAAACCAUAGAUGGGUUAAUAUUACUUAGAUGUUUUCUGUGAGGAAUUCUAUGAUUCUAAAGGGUUUUAAAAAAGAAGAACUUUAAUAUGCAAAUCUAUUUACAUUUAAACUUAAAAAUGUCAUCCUGAAUUUCCUGAAAAAUGUAAUAUAAAGUUGUAACAGUUGCCAAUGUUGUGAGUGUUGAAACAUGUUAGAGUACAAGCAUCCAACCAAAACCCUGAGACCCCGAUAUAGACCAAAUGCCUUGGAAGCCAUACAGGUUGACUGUAGUUAACAUUGUGAUUAGCUUUGAGACUCUGCUGGACCAAAACUGUUCAGGAAGACUGACAUGGAACAAUAAAGAUGGACUUUAAUGCCA